AUGCCUCCUCGUACUUUUCAUUUUUCUCAGCCUCAGAUCGAUGAAUUGAAUGGAGCAGCUAUCAUAUAUCAAAAAGAUGCUACGAAUAAGCAUGAAUUUCUGAAUCAAUUUUUAAAUUUACACUUUCCAAAUUAUUCAAAAAAUUUAAGAAAGCACGUAUGGAAUUAUUUAAAGCGUGCUUGCACAAUUCAACUCAGAGAUUGCGAUAAAAACGUUUACACACAAUAUUAUAUUAGUCCUCCCUAUAAAUUUCACAAAAUUGAUUCAUCCGGCACCGAACAUUCAUAUUCAAUCGUUUACAAAUGCGAAGGAAGCUGCAAUUACAAAAUAAAAGUGACACUGUACCCAAAUCAAAUUCCAAAAAUCGAACCUCUCAGUGGUGAGCAUUCAUGCACACCAAAAGGUACAGUUUUUAGAGAUAUUGAAGAAGAAACAAAAAUUAGGGAUCUAAUGCAAAUUACACGUGAACACCAUUCAAUACAACCGUUAACUUCAGAAGCGCAAAUAUUAUCAUAUUUACUUUCUGAGGCAACAAAACUUGAAAGGCCUCCAAAAAUACCAGAAAAUUUACCACGCACAUUAUACAAAGAGUUUUAUCCACAUAAUUUGGUUAUUCCAGAUUUUGUGGAACAAAUUCUUUCAAUUACCAAACAAAAUUCCGAAAAUUUUCUAAAAUACAUCGCGUUUUACCCAGAACCAAUAAUAAUUUUCGGUUAUGAUCGUUCUGUCUCAAUUUGUCACUCAGCAACAAAAUUAUUCUUGGACGGUACCUUUAAAAUCGUCCCAAGACAGUUCGAUGACAAGGGUCAACUCCUUACAUUAAUGGUGCUUGACCAAACAACGAAUGAAUACAUUCCUGUUGUCCACAUUCUUAUGAAAUCUCGGACAGCAGAAGCGUAUACAACCGCAUUUUCCGCAUUAAUUUCAAUAAUUGGGUUCAACAAUUUCAAAACUGUUUACGUAGAUUUUGAAAUCGCACUUUACAAAUCCAUUAAAUUAUUUUGUCCAAACGCAAAGGUUACUGGCUGCUUAUUUCAUUAUCGCCAAGCAUUAAUUCGCAAAAUAAAAGAAUUAUACCCGAAACAAGAGAUACCAAAAGAGAUUUUUACACUUUACCAAAUUUAUUCCUCAUUACCUUUCGUCGAAAAAGACUCAUUUUAUCAAAUACUUAAAUUAAUCGAUGAGUCAUCCUCAGAAAUUGCAAAGCCGUUCGUAAAUUACUAUAAAAAAGUAUGGAAGAAAGAUUAUGAGUUCAUUAACCAAUUAGAUUCAGAGGAUGAUAUCUACACAAAUAAUGCUCUUGAAUCCUUCCAUUCUUUGCUUUCGAAAGAAUUAGAAAAUGCCCAUCCUAGCCUCGAAAUAAUGAUUGCAAUCUUAAUGAAAGUCGAUAAACACUUGUUGGAUAAACAAUUACUCAGUACAAAACCAGCAAAACAUCCUGUCAAUUAUACAAAGUCCACAGCAAAUAUUAAAAAAGCAAUUACAAAUUAUUUAUCCGAAACAAAUCGAAAUUCCAAGAAAAAUCAAAUCAAACUUAAAGAAUUUCAACAGUCAAAUCAAGUAAACGAGAAUUCAAUCGACUUUACACCAGAAACAGGUGAGUUUUCUCAAAAUGAUGAGAAGAUUCUCAAUGAAAUCCCAAAUGACCAGAAUAAAGUGGUUAAUCAAGUGAUCAAAUCAAUGGCAAAUCCAUCAAAUUACAAAUUCGAUAAAACAUUACUCACCGAGAAUUUAUUCUCAAUCGAACAAAAGGGAAUCACGAAAAUUAACCGAACCAAAUUUCCAAAACAAAGAAGUAAUCGUUGUCUUACAAGAAAAAAGAACAUACAAAAGCCUAAUGGUGAUCUUGGUGAAAAAUUUUCGAAAAUUACUCGCAAAACAAGCAAAAUUGAGAAGGCUCAUUCAAAUUCAGACCACAGCAGUUCAAAUUCAGAAGUUACAGAUGAACCUCUCUCAGAUGAUUCUGAUGAUGAUUUCGAGGUAAAGGCUAAAGGUAAAAAGAGUCCAUAUCCUAUUCCAGAAUUAUCAGAUGGAUCUUUUGAGACACCAAUAAGUUCAGAAUCCGAGACUUUUGAAAAUAAAAAAAUUUCAAAUGCUCCAAACGAGAAAAGUACUACAGACAAAUCUGAAUCAGACAAUGACGAGGAACCUAUAUCGUCUGAAAGCGACGUUUACAAAGAAGUUGAAGAAGUUCAAAAUUUCAAAGAAAUUUCCAACCCUGCUAUGCCCAAAAAGAAUAAUGUUGAUAGCGAUGAUGACGAUAGUUGGAUCAUACGUCCAAAAAAGGAAAUACAGAAGAACAAACUUGAAAUUAUUGCUGAAAAAUGCGAAAAGAGAUUAAACAGAGUGAGAAAUUUAAGUCAGGCUUUACCAAAAUUUGAUGAAGAUGAUUUGGAAAGACCUUUGUCGGAAGAUGACUAA
Molecule: messenger RNA, 2421 nt
Organism: Trichomonas vaginalis G3
Lineage: Eukaryota; Parabasalia; Trichomonadida; Trichomonadidae
Product: MULE transposase domain-containing protein
Exons: 1
Coding region: 1-2421 (806 amino acids)
Source: RefSeq, a predicted model, not a curated record